AUGAGCCACGGCAACGAGCCUCUACAGCGUGACACCGGGACGACCCCUGCCCCGACCACUCCCGCUCCCACCGUGCCCUCUUCUGCCUUCCCCGGGCCCGACGGCACGUGCCUGUCCUCACCCGCUACCGCCAACCAGUGCUACAAUUCGGACGGCUCCCAGUCCAUCUGCUGCGCCGGCCAGUGCUUCGACGCGACCGGCUCAUCCUACACGUGCUGUCCUGCCGGGGUGGGGUGCCCCGCUCCCCCCAUGCCCACCCCCGCCUGCGCGACCGCUGACGUUCCCUCGGGCGCGCCCACCGUCGCCCCGACGAACGUUCCCACCGGAACGCCUAGGCCCACCGCGCCUCCGACGACGUGCAACCCGGCGUCUCCGCUUUCUAACCAGGCAAGUAAAAACCGGGUUAAGGUCAAGUGCAGGGCGUCUAGGCAGGAUUCUGAGGCGGGUCCUGUUGUCAGUUGA
This is a messenger RNA of Klebsormidium nitens, 462 nucleotides long. The record is from the annotation of a GenBank genome assembly. Lineage: Eukaryota; Viridiplantae; Streptophyta; Klebsormidiophyceae; Klebsormidiales; Klebsormidiaceae.